AUGGCUAGAUCUGUUGAAAUGCAGCCGCUUCUUAGUGAACCCUCUGCCGGCUUCCGCCAGAACCAAGGCUUCAUGGAUGCGCCACGAGCAGACCGACGGCUGCAAGGCUGGGCUGGUCCGAACUUUCGAGAUUUCACAUCUGACGACAUCGGUGCCUCAGUUGAUUUUGGCAGGCAGAGGAGUGGCGUUCGACUCCCUUCCCAGAACUAUCAACCCAUAACCGAAAUACCACACGCUGUGUCUGAUGUCCCUGCAGCCACUCAACUCAGACGUCCAGAGACAGAACAGGACUGGGAGGACCAGCGAGCUCGGAUCACCGAGCUCUAUUGGGAACAAGACAAGGACUUGAACGAUGUAAUCGAAAUAAUGCAACAGCAGUAUCGAUUUCUUGCUACCCAGAAGCAGUACAAACUGAGGAUCAAACGCUGGAAAAUCGAAAAGAACAUAAAGACAUCAGAGUCGCAAGCCAUGAUACGAAUCCAAAAGCAACGACAGGAACACGAGGGAAGAUCCACAACCUUUAUCCUGAGAAAGCGGAAAGUCCCACCAGAGAAAAUUGACCGAUUUGCCAAGAGACAAAAGCGAUGUGAAGAUGGAGCUUCGCCAGUUUCGGUGCCAACUCCUGCCGACCUCACGUAUCAUACACCCCCCCAACUCGAUGUCAUGAAGAGCCCUUCGAUAGGACUUUCACCUCACCCAUUGGACGUCCCUGUGGCGCUUGAUUCGUUCCCGCCGGUAUCAAAUGUUCCUACACCAGUCGCAAGCCCAGGUCGAGGAUGGUACGACGCGACGGAAUUCAAUUUCCAAAUUCCGAAUGUCCACCCUGAGAUUGUGUGGAAGCAGAGUAUGAACUUAUCUGUCAGAGCUUCUUCCCCUCCGCCGCACCUUGUACAACCUUGGAUUUUACUCCCUGAACAUAUCAACGACACCAGCCACUUCGUUCAAAGCCCCACGUCUCACACCUUCGAUCCGACAACGACUGGGGGUCUGCAAUUGGUCCACCGGUCCCCACGGGUUGACCCGGAGUACAUCAACGUUGAGCUUUCCGGUAAAUUGAGCCAUUCAAAUCUAUCAGAAUCUUUCGAAACGGCUCCAUACCACAUCCCAAUCUCGCAGUCAUGGGUCGGAUCCUCUCAUGUCAAUGCGGCCUUUACAGUGUCACGCCAAGAGUUUAGACCAAACAAGACUAUAGCGAAGGGCACAGUAGGGGAGCUUCCGACAAUUUAUGAAUCUCGACCAACUGACGUUAUGAAGGCUUCUGGCCGCGGCUUACCAGAACCAAUGUCUGCGGCAAAGCUAAGACAACACGCCAGUAAUGACGACCACGACGAGCCUUCCCCAGCGGCAAAACCACACCUGGACAACGGCUCACUCACCAUGUCCUUCAAACCAUGUCACAAAAUAGAUGGCGGAGCUUCACUUCUUGAAAUUCUAAGUCACGAGUCUCAGGCGAAAUCCAGCAUGGACAUGGUAAAGGAAUUAUCAAACACCGUGGCGCAACCUGUAAUUGCAACGUCACAACCCAUCGUUUCCGAAGGGUCGGCACCGGAAUCUGAGGCCACUGACCUCGUCGACAUGCCAAAGGCUGUUUACAAGGACUCUGAGAUGGAUCCAGGGACGCCAACAGGACACGCGACGCCGCUACGCCAGGGGUUACAUCCUGGGUCAAAUAAUUACGGGAGUAGUCAUGACGACAUCAAUGAAAUGGACGCGAGCAGAGCCAUCGCAAACGACUCUCCCGCGUCUUCAAGAACAGGCUCCGACGUCUAUGCCACACCCAUGAGUUUCGCAGUCGAAGAUUCCGCCACUGAUUCGGAGCCAGAAUCUGACGACUACGAAACCCCAAUGAAUAUUAUCAUGGAAGACUCUUCCAACAGUUCCGAGCCAGACGUUGACAACUAUAACACACCAAUGGAUUCUACUAUCGUCGACAAAAUCAUCACUUCAGAGCCAGAGCUAUACUCUGACGACCAACCUACACCAAAGAAUAUUGCCGUCGAGCAUUCGUCUCCCUUUUCAGAGUCUGCAUAUGCGACACCAAUGGAGAUUGCAAUUAUCGACUCAGUUACUGUUUCAGAUAAAUUCUUCGAUGAUGAGAUCCUCCCAAUCGACGUCAUAGAGUACCAACAUUCAGUGAGACUUACCGCAACUGCUCGCAUUCCGGGUGAGCCCAUCGAAGCCAUAGAAAGGCGGUUACGAUUCGCGGCGAAGGUUGGCGACCUCAAGUCUGUGGAAGAGCUUCUGCAUCGAGGGGCAAAUAUUGAUGCACGGUCCAAUACCGGAAUGUCAGCUCUCCACCUAGCAGCGUACAACGGUCAUCACGACGUGUUGGCAUUUCUCUUGGAUGAGGGAGCAAAGUUGAACACAGUAGACGCGGAAAUGGAAAUUCGCCUGACUGGCCGAAAUGUGAUGAUUCCAAAUCCUCAUCCCAUUCAUCUCGCUGCUCUGAGAGGACACCGGCAAUGCACCAACAUUGUCUUGGAGAAAACGGUUUCUUGGGCGGUCCCUGAUCUCGAGGGCCGUGAUGAUAAUUUUGUGGACCUGUUGGAAAUAGCUGUUGAAAGCAACCAUGUACAACUUGCAGCAUUCGUCAUUCAAUUACGAGGAGACAAGUGGUGGGAGGAGUUUGAUCUUGACCCUGUCCGCACGGCUGCACACAACGGUUCAUUGCCGUUGGUCUCACUUUUUCUGGAUCGUGGAAUGCCACCAAACAUGGUUUUUGAAGAGGACAUCAGUUCUCUCUGGAUCGCAUUAGCUAGGGGACAUCGACCUAUUGUCGAUCAUCUUCUUAAACAUGAUGCUGAAGUCAACCGUCGUGAUCGUAAUGGCGUGAGUCCGUUGGACGCCGCGAUUGCGCAAGGUCAUGGAGAAAUUGCCAAAAGUCUACUCGACAAGGGUGCUUGGGUCAAUGCACACGGAUCGAACCCCAAUGUUAACGCGGAGGCUAACGGGGUGGACCGUCUCGAAGAUUAUACAGAAUCUAUCUUUGAAUUACUCGACGCCCUACAAAUCAAGAUGGACGAUAAUUACCGGACCCCUUUACACUUGGCAGUUGGUAAAGGACGCGAGGAUAUUGUAAGCAUCUUGCUCCAAAACGGCGCAAGUCCAGCUUUCGCCCGGGAGAAGGGUCUCAUUUCGCCGAUACAAAUGGCUGCCAAACGAGGGCAUGCGGGCAUACUACAAACUUUUCUCAACUUUACUGCGGACGCAUCUUGGACGCCAUUGGAAGUUGCCACGUUCAAAGGUUGCGCUGCCACAGUAAAAGUCUUGCUUAGAAAUGGGUCGGAUCCAAAUCUCUACGGAAAUAGUCGCCAACCUCCUUUGCACACAGCCAUCGACCAUGAUUUCUUGGACAUCGCAGGGCUGCUUCUCGAAAACGGUGCUGAUGUGAAUGAUCUCAGCUCAUCUCAUCAGACACCCUUAGAAAUUGCCGUUUCUAAUAAAUCCUACAACACGGUCAAACUUUUGCUUCAAAAAGGGGCGGAUCCAAGCGCUUUUGGAAACAAUCGCCAAACCCCCUUGCACAUAGCCAUCGGCCACGAUUCCUGGAACAUCGCAGAACUGCUUCUCGAACACGGUGCUGAUCCCAAUCGUCUCGACUCGUCUGGUCAUUCUCCGUUUCAUAACGCUAUCAUGUUAGGCAACAGUAUGAUGGUAAACUUGCUGCUUGAUGACAACGCCGACGUGAAUGUACAUACCGGAAAAGGGCUUUCAGUCCUCGACCUUGCCCUUGCUAAAGAAUCAUAUUGCUCCUCGAAGAUUAUCCUCCCUAUUCUACUCGACUAUGAUGCUGACCCUGCAUUUUUAUUGCCAUGCACCGCUGCCAUGGGUGUCAAAACGGCUGUCUUGGAUAACCUGGUUGAAUCUUUUGCGCUAUGGGACUUGGGGCUAUUGGAGUUGCAAAGUUGGCAUCUUAUGCAUUUAGCAUCUGGCGUAGGGAACGAACGCGUUCUGAAGUCAUUGCUUCAAUCUGCCAAGAGUAAUCAAUAUCUGAUACGCAUCAAAUCAACCACUCAAAGGAAAGAGACGCCACUUCACGUCGCCGCACGUGCCGGCCAUUUAGGGGCCGUGAGGCUACUUGCCAACGCUGACAGACCGGUCACUCGCAUUGUGGACGCGAAUUUAGACACCGCUCUUCACGUUGCUGUAAAAAGCUCCCACCUAGACAUCACAGAGGAGCUGUUUCGACUUGGAGGAAUUGCCUACCAGUUCACGUAUAAGAACCAGGAGUUGAAACUGCCAAAUCAUGUUUCCGCUAUUAUUCAAUCAUCUCCUCUAGCGAAAAAUCUACUAGAACUUCUGUUCUCUAGUGCAUUAUACCUGAGGGAUCAUGGCCCAAGAAAAGACCAGACGGGAAUCGGAAUUCAUGUCAAGAACCGCUCCGCUGCCAUCUGGAUUCUGUGUAAAAAGCAUGAUGACGGGGCUUUGGAGAAUGAAUGGCUGAGGCUACUGGAGAUCUCGUUGAAUGAAGGCGACGAAGCUUUGUUCAAAAUGCUGGUAGAGAUCUUGCCAGACAUGGAAGCUGUUAAACACGGCCUAGAUAAGCGGAUGCUGUCUUGGUUUAUGCCCAUCUACGACGUUUCCGAGAAUUCAUGGCGCAUGUGCAGAGCAGUCGAGGCUUUUGCGGAGAAGAAAGUUGAUUUGUUCUGUCAUACGGCGCGAAGUGGAUGGAACAUGUUGACGAGGGCGGCGUUUUGGGGAGACAAGGCAAUGGUUGAAUUGGGAUUUAAGUUUGGAGCUCUCGUCGAUAAGACUGACGGUGGUGGGCGGACAGCAUACGAUGUAGCAGUUGAGAGGAAGCACAUGGGGGUGCAAGAGCUUCUUAUUAAGGCCAGGGUAAUGCCGCUCCGUGAAUAA
Colletotrichum truncatum is the source of this 4857-nucleotide messenger RNA. RefSeq lists its product as uncharacterized. NCBI's taxonomy places the organism in Eukaryota, Fungi, Ascomycota, Sordariomycetes, Glomerellales, Glomerellaceae. Gene Ontology annotation, molecular function: protein binding. The record is from RefSeq and is a predicted model, not a curated record.